AUGCCAUCGCCAUCGCCAUCGCCAUCCCGCGCCCGUUACAGGUCGCGCACGCGCUCUCCUACUCCACGCUCUCAGGGUUCCCGAUCCCCCCAGCGCCGCAACCAACACGAUUCGCGCUCACCCGCCCGCUCUCCGUCGCCCCAGCGUCGAAACGGCCGCUACAGGAGCCGCAGCCGCAGCAAUAGUCGAAGUCGAAGCCCGAGCCGCAGUCGCAGCCGAGGUCGUGAGCGUAGUGAUAGAGGCAGAAGCGGUUCUCCACCCACCAGAAGCACAAAGAUUGUUGUGGAGCGAUUAUCUAAGAAUAUCAACGAGCAACAUCUUUACGAGAUUUUUGGGCAGUUUGGACGCAUCAAGGACCUUGAUCUGCCAAUCAAUAGAACUUUUGGAACCAAUCGCGGUACAGCAUACAUACUUUAUGAUUACGAGGAAGAUGCUGAAGCUGCCAUUGCUCAUAUGCAUGAGGCACAAGUCGACGGUUCAGCGAUCAACGUUUCUAUAGUGCUGCCUCGACGCAAGCUUUCUCCUGCUCCUCCAACAGCUCGCCGUGGGGCCAAUAUUGAUCCCAGAGUGCCCUUUUCAGGAGGACGUGGGGGUCCGCCUGGUGCGGGUAUGGGAGGAAAUAAUGGCAUGAGUGGUGGAAGAGGCCGCCGUCAUCGGAUGUAUAUCGCCCAGGAUCUCGCUCACCUUCCAGGUCGUCCGCCAGACCUGCUUCACGUAGUGGGGUCGGCCGGUAUCGCAGUCGCUCCAACAAUUCUCACUCAUCUAGGUCGCGCUCAAGAUCCCCAAGACGGAAAGGGGCUGGCCGACACGAUGACCACGAUACGAGACGUCGCGGUAGCAUCGAUAGCCAUGGCGACCGAAGUCGAUCCCGCAGCCGGGGACACAAUCCCCGAUAAGCUGUCAAGCUUAAACAUGGUGUAA
Molecule: messenger RNA, 921 nt
Organism: Fusarium venenatum
Lineage: Eukaryota; Fungi; Ascomycota; Sordariomycetes; Hypocreales; Nectriaceae
Source: RefSeq, a predicted model, not a curated record